CUAGUCCAGGACGCAGUCGACGCCGUCCUCGCCCGCGAUGACCACCGCCGCCAACGGAGCGGGCCCCGCGGGGCAUGCCCCGGCCCCCGACGGCGGCUACGGCUGGGUGGUCGUGGUCGCCUACUCCUUGAACACGAUCGUGGUGCUGCAGCUCAUCGGAGUGUUCGGGCUCAUCUUCAAGGACCUGUUCGCCACACUCGCCAUGCCCGCCACGGACAUCGCGCUCAUCCUCAACCUCAACAUGUCGUUCAGCUUGCUGCUGGGCAUCUUCACGAACGCCCUGAUGAGGAAGUUCGGGUACCGGCAGACGGGGGCGGCCGGCGCCGUGCUGGCGGCCUUCGGCAUGGUCCUCACGGCCUUGUCCAGCUCCUCGCCGGCGUUCCUCUUUAACUUCGGCAUCGUCAUGGCGUCCGGACUGGGGCUGAGCGCCCCCGCCUUCACCGUGGCCCUCAACUCGUACUUCCGCGCGCGGCGCGGCGCGGCCACGGGGCUGGCCAUGGGCAUCACGGGGGUCUCGGCCAUCCUGCUGCCGCAGCUGGUGGGCGUGCUGCUGCGCGAGUACGGCGCGCGCGGCACCUGCGUGCUGUUCGCCGGGCUGGCCCUCAACGGCGUGGUGGCGGCCGCGCUGCUGCAGCCCGUCGCGUGGCACCGCCCCGCCGUCAAAGCGGCUGUGCCGGUGGUGCUGGAGACGCCGUCCGUGCAUGAGAACGAAGACGACCCCAUGGUGGACAAGGAGUUCGUGCUGACCGCGCUGCCCGUGCUCAAGCCGCUGGAGGAGGGCGACGCCGAGGUCGGCGGCCUCGGCAUGCGGCAGCGCACGCCGUCCACAACGUCCACCUACUACACCGCGCGGUGCCCGAGCAGCAACUCGAUCUGGGCGUCCAGCAACGUGCUCGACAUGGGGAGCAGCGUCAUCACCCUGGACGACACCAUCCUAGAGGAAGUCGCCGCCACGCCGUUGCACGCCGAGAUGGCGCUCAAGGCCGUGAAGAGCGAGGCCGGCGAGGACGGCCGGCGCGGCGCUGCCCGGCGCUGCUGCGCCUUCAUCGUGGACUUGUUCGACCUGAGCCUGCUCAGCAGCCCGUCCACGCUGAACCUGAUGCUGGGCGUGUCCGUGGCCUCCUUCGCCGAGAUGAACUUCACGGUGUUCGUGCCGUUCAUCCUGGCGGACCGGGGCUUGGACACGGCCAGCAUCGCCAACGCCAUGUCCGUCAUCGCCAUGGCCAACACCGUGUUCCGGCUGCUGGCGCCGCUCGCCCAGGCGCUGCUGGGCUGGUCCUCCAAGAACAUGUACAUCUUGUCGCUGCUGGUGGUGGUCGCCGGGCGCACAGUGCUGGUGGUGGUGGACUCGGACUCGGGUGUGAUGGUGGUGGCCCUGGUGCUGGGGGCCAGCAAGGGCCUGCGCACAGUGUUCUACCACAUGAUCAUCCCCGACAGUGUGCCGCCGGAUCGCCUGGCCGCCGCCGUCGGACUGCAGGCGGUUCUCAACGGCAUCAUCUUCCUCGCCAGCGGCCCCGUCUUAGGUUACAUCAGAGACACGAGCAGAAACUACGAUGUGGUCAUCCUGGUCCUCAACGGGAUCACACUGCUCAGCAUUGCGAUGUGGGGAGUGGAGUAUUUGGUGCAAGUUGUUCGCCACACUCGGAAAAAGCAGUGCUCUUGAAACGGAUCAAGACGAGUCUGAGGACUCAUUUUUAACGUGAUACCUGAGACAGGAAGCUGUAUCUUUACACCAAGGCCUAUUUAUUAAGUAGUUGUAUUAUGUGAGAGAUAAGACUGAAAUUGAAUAAAGGUGUUGAGUAACAAUAACACAUGACUGUUGAGCAUCAUGGUUUUUUUUACCGUUUUCAGCCAAAAAUUUAAAAUGGCGUAAAAUAGUGUGUACUUGAAAUGGUCAUGGAUAUAUGAAAACAUUCAGUAGCCCACCUUCAAUUUUUACGCAUAAAAUGUAUUUUGUUUUAAAAUUUAUCCUUUAACAAUGCUUUAUUUACACUGGCAGUUAUUUACAGUUUUCAUCAACUCUCAGUCUUUGCAUACAAAAAUUUCCCUGGUAUUAAAACCGUACAUUUAAAUCAAAGACUACAAAUGGUGAUGACAGCUUGUUACAUGAACGUCACCCAUGGGGUUCGUCAACAAGUAUGACCCUUUGACAUGCGAUAUGGAAUAAGAAUUAAUUGUGGAUUGAAGCUGAAGUGCUAACUGACAUAUUAGACAUGCACAAAAGAUUGGUCUAUGUGGUAACAGACCAUUGGUCAUAUAGUCAUUUUGAUAUUUAAAAAAUAAUCUAGUACAUAAAAGAGAGCAGUAUCCAUUUCACAUAGCAUUUGGUUGCACAAGCUAGUUUAAAACUAAGACUUUUGAAGAAAAAAAAA
Thrips palmi is the source of this 2372-nucleotide messenger RNA. RefSeq names its product monocarboxylate transporter 1-like. The record is from RefSeq and is a predicted model, not a curated record. The transcript has 9 exons. Gene Ontology annotation, biological process: monocarboxylic acid transport; transmembrane transport. Gene Ontology annotation, molecular function: monocarboxylic acid transmembrane transporter activity. The coding region runs from base 38 to 1663 and encodes 541 amino acids. Lineage: Eukaryota; Metazoa; Arthropoda; Insecta; Thysanoptera; Thripidae.